This is a messenger RNA of Chaetomium strumarium, 2546 nucleotides long. RefSeq names its product AP-3 complex subunit beta-like protein. The record is from RefSeq and is a predicted model, not a curated record. The coding region runs from base 73 to 2451 and encodes 792 amino acids. The transcript has 3 exons. Gene Ontology annotation, biological process: vesicle-mediated transport; intracellular protein transport. Lineage: Eukaryota; Fungi; Ascomycota; Sordariomycetes; Sordariales; Chaetomiaceae. Gene Ontology annotation, cellular component: membrane coat; AP-3 adaptor complex.
UCCAAACCCACAAGCCUGUCAACUUCUUGGUCGCGAGCCUCCGAGCUCCCGACAGUCCAACAGCUGCCCACCAUGGAGUCCAUAGCUAGGAUAUCGACGCUACUAGAGAAUGCGCGAGAGCUGACCCUCGAUGCGGCCUCGGCAGCCAGAAGCUCUCGGAGCUCGUCCCGACCCCUGGACAGAACGCAGGUCAAGAAGCUGUUGGACAGCCGCAAUGAGCGGGAGGUGUUGGACGGCUUGCGGCGCGUCACAUCUAUGAUGUACCGCGGCCAAAGGACAUUACCCCUGUUCUCGUCCGUGGUCAAGAACGUCGCGUCGCCGAAUCUCGAAAUCAAAAAGCUCGUGUACAUCUAUCUCAUCCACCACGCCGAGCAAGAACCAGACCUCGCGCUGCUGUCCAUCAACACGAUCCAGAAGUCGCUGUCGGACACAAACCCCCAGGUGCGGGCGCUGGCGCUGCGCACUAUGUCGGGCAUUCGCGUACCAGUCAUCAGCCAGAUUGUGUCGCUCGCCAUCCGAAAGGGCGCCGGAGAUAUGAGCCCGUAUGUCAGACGCGCUGCCGCCCUGGCCAUCCCCAAGUGCUACCGGCUCGACCCCUCACAGCUGCCCCAACUGCUGGAGUACCUCUCGACUUUGCUGGGGGACAAGCAAUAUUAUGUCGCUGGCGCAGCCGUGACGGCAUUCAUGGUCAUCUGCCCCGAGAGGAUCGACCUGAUACACAAGCAUUACCGGAAUCUGGUCAGGAUGAUCGUGGAUAUGGACGAGUGGAGCCAACUGUCGACGCUGAGAUUGAUGACCAUCUACGCGCGGAAGUGCUUCCCGAGGAGGACAAAGGCCGUCAAGAAUAAGGAGAGAGCUGCGAAUCUCCAUGACUUUUACGGCGAGGGGUCGGAGAGCAGCUCCGAGGGCGAGCACGUGGUCCUUCUUGAUCCAGACCUUGAGCUGUUCCUCAACAGCAUAAAGCCUCUCCUGCAGUCUCGCAACUCGGGCGUGGUGGUUGCGGUCGCGCGAUGCUACUCUGCCAUUGGCACUCCUGCCUACACCAAAGCGGCUAUUGGGCCCCUGAUCGCGCUGCUGCGCGGCGCCCAAGACAUCCAACAAGUUGCCCUGUUCAACAUCGUCUCGAUCUGUCUUGGCCAGCCUGCUGAAUUCGUCAAGUACGCCACGCAUUUCCUAGUUCGCGGCACCGACACGCAACCAGUAUGGGAGCUCAAACUGGAGCUUCUCACACUUAUCUUCCCGCACGCUCCACAACAUGUGAAGAGUCUCAUCCUCAACGAACUGGAGCACUUUAGCCGAGGCUCAAACAAGACCCUAAUCAGGGAAGCGGUAAGAGCCAUCGGACGGUGCGCCCAAACGGACAGCGCCACAGCCCCCCGGUGCCUGCGCCUGCUCCUCAGCCAGAUCACUAGCCUAGACGGCACGUUGGCUGCUGAAAGCUUGACCGUCAUCCGCCAUCUCAUCCAGCAAGACCCAACCGCGCACGUCGCAACCGUUAUCCGGCUAGCGAAGAACCUUGAUUCUGCCACCGACCCCCAAGCCCGCGCUACCAUCAUCUGGCUGGUCGGCGAAUUCUCGGGCCUCAACGGGGAGGACAACAUCGCGGCCGACGUCCUGCGGAUCCUCCUGAAAGACUUUGCCUCGGAAUCCGAAGUUGCCAAACGCCAGAUCGUGCUGCUCGGCGCAAAAGUCUACCUGCACUACCUCAACCGGCAGAUCGAUCAGGCCCAGUCCAAGUCACAGGACGACGACCCGUCACAGCAGGCGACAGCACCGAAACUGCUUGAAGAAGAUGGCCACCCGAUCGCCAAGCUCUGGCGCUACCUGCUCCUGCUCGUCCGCUACGACACCUCCUACGACCUGCGCGACCGCACGCGGCUGUACAAAGCGCUCUUGCAGGUGCCACAGCUCGCCACGCUGAUGCUACUCGCCCCCAAACCCGCUCCACAAGCGCCCAGCCCGUCCGAGACGAGGAGGGGGUACACGUUAGGCUCUGCGGCGCUGGUGCUUGCCGGUGGCGGCGGGGUGCAUGGGCUCAGGGGGUACAAGGAUCUACCUGCGUGGGUGGAGGAGGGACAAGAGCCGGAUGCGAAAUUACGGGAGGUGGAAGGUGCGGAGAGGUACGGAGAGAGGAGGGUCGUGCCUGCUGUUGAGGCGCUGGACGCGGCGGUCGCUGCUUCAGGGGCGAGGGCAUCGCCUUCUUCGGCUGCCGGCGGAAUGAAAGCUGGGGGCAAAGCAGCGAACGGGCUGGGGGAGAAGACGUUGGAUGACUGGCUGGCUGAGGAUGAAGGGGAGGAGAGUGAGGAGAGUGAGGAGGAGGAGGAGGAGGAGGAUGAAGAAGAUGAAGAAGAUGACGAUGAGGAGGAGGAAGAGGAUGAAGAGGAGGAUGAGGAAGAGGAGAGUGAAGAGGAGGAAUCCGACGAGGACGCAAGGCUUAUGCGGACUUCUUGAAACGGGCUGGGGUGCGCCGUCGAAUAAACACGGCGGCUCCGUCCCGACUACGUAUCUGUGAGAACAGCUUGUGGCAAGUGCCGCGCUGGAUCUAU